GCAGAAUCAUGAAGUCACUGCCACUCACUCUGUCACGCAGUUUCAGAGAAAUGAAACUUUACUCCGCCUCUUUCAGAGAAAAUAAAUGUAAUUGUCAGAGAAACACAGAUAAACUCCAUCUCUGUCAGUGUGAGCAGUGAAAUGGCUGAGGCCAAUAUCUCGGUGGAUCAGGACCAGUUCAGCUGUUCAAUCUGUCUGGAUCUUCUGAAGGAUCCGGUGACUAUUCACUGUGGACACAGUUACUGUAUGGGCUGCAUUAAGGACUGCUGGGAUCAGGAUGAUCAUAUUGGUGUUUACAGCUGUCCCCAGUGCAGUCAGACCUUCACCCCAAGGCCUGUUCUGGGCAGAAACACCAUGCUGGCUGAAGUGGUGGAGAAACUGAAGAAGACAGGACUCCAAGCUGCUCCUCUUGCUCACUGUUACGCUGGACCUGGAGAUGUGGUGUGUGAUCUCUGUACUGGGAGAAAGCGCAAAGCCAUCAAGUCCUGUCUGGUGUGUCUGGCAUCUUACUGUGAAAUUCACCUCCAGACUCACUAUGAAUCUCCUCCUCUUAAGAAACACAAACUGGUCAAAGCCACUGGAAACCUGCAGGAGAAGAUCUGCUCUAAUCAUGACAAACUGUUGGAGGUUUUCUGUCGUAGUGAUCAGCAGUGUAUCUGUCUGCUGUGUGUGAUGGAUGAACACAGAAGCCAUGAUACAGUCUCAGUGGUAGCAGAAAGGAAUGAGAAACAGAAGCAGCUGGGGGUGACACAGAGUAAAUUCCAGCAGAGAAUCCAGGAGAGAGAGAAGGAGCUGCAGGAUCUGAGACAGGCUGUGCAGUCACUCAAGCGCUCUGCACAGACAGCAGUGGAGGACAGUGAGAGGAUUUUUACUGAGAUGAUCCACUCCAUUGAGAGAAGGCGCUCUGAGGUGAAAGAGCUGAUCAGAGAUCGGGAGAAGGCUAAAGUUAGUCGGGCUGAAGGACUCCUGGAGCGACUGGAGCAGGAGAUUGCUGAGCUGAGGAGGAGAGAGGCUGAGCUGGAGCAGCUUUCACACACAGAGGAUCACAUCCAUUUCCUCCAGAGCUGUCAGUCCCUCUGUGCCCCUCCUGGACCUGGAGACUUACUCAGCAUCACUGUCAGUCCAAACGUUUCUUUUGAGGCUGUGAGGAAAUCUCUCUCUGAACUGAAAGAGCGACUGGAGGAUGUUUUCAAGGCGGAGUUCAAAGUUUGUGGAAGAGAUGGCUGUCAGCUCACACUAGACCCCAACACAGCGCACAGAAACCUCCGUCUGUCUGAGGGGAACAGAGUGGUGACCUGUGUGAGAGAGAUCCAGUCAUAUCCUGAUCAUCGAGAGAGAUUUAAGUACUGCCCCCAAGUGUUGUGCAGAGAGGGUGUGUCUGAACGCUGUUACUGGGAGGCUGAGUGGAGUGGGCGUGUGGUUUCUAUAGCAGUGUCAUAUAAAGAGAUCAGCAGGAAAGGGCUGGGUAAUGUCUGUGGAAUGGGAUGUAAUAACAAGUCCUGGAGUUUGUUCUGCACUCCCUCCAGUUACUAUUUCUGGCACAAUAAUGAGAGAACUGAAAUCCCUGUUCCCUCCUCCUCCAGAAUAGGUGUGUACCUGGAUCACAGGGCAGGAACUCUGUCCUUCUACAGCGUCUCUGACACAAUGACCCUCCUGCACAGAGUCCAGACCACAUUCACUCAGCCCCUCUAUCUUGGGUUUUGGGUUUGGUGUGGGUCCUCUGUAAAACUGUGUGAUCUGGGAUGAGGUAGAGAGUGAAGGGAAGAUCAGCUGUAAUUAAAGAGAUGGAAAAGCACCAAAAUGAGACAGAAAAGGAAUUACAUGACACUAAAUAUGUUAAUUCAGUUGAUUUAAAUAAAAGUUCAGACCACAUUCACUCAGCCCAUCUAUCCUGGGUUUUGCCUGCGUUGCCAUUGUGUUUUUGGCGACAAUAUAAUUUAUUGUCUGGGUUGGACUAUUUGCUCAGCAGACACUGUAACUAAUGGUUUCUGGGCUGAUUAUAGCCCUUUACCACUGUAGAGCUGAACCAGGCUGGCUCAUUAUAGCCCGUUCCCACUGUAGAGCUGAACCAGGCUGACUCAUUAUAGCCCUUUCCCACUGUAGAGCUGAACCAGGCUGACUCAUUAUAGCCCUUUCCCACUGUCGAGCUGAACCAGGCUGGCUCAUUACCGCCCUUUUCCACUGUCGAGCUGAACCAGGGUGGCUCAUUAUAGCCCUUUCCCACUGUUGAGCUGAACCAGGCUGGCUCACUAGACAAAGGGUAGAGAUUUACCUUGAUGUGAAAAUAUUUCAUGUGAUUGAGAGAAGAUAAUUGAGAAGCCUCUGGAAAUUCCAUCGCUGUUCACUCUGUUUAGAGCUGCUUCAAGCGCAUUGUCUUUCAGCCAUAAAAGCUACCAUUGAGACUUCUUUGCAGAUGAAAACUGUCUGUGUUAAUCAAAAUCAUGCAGGAAAAGUAAAAUAAUAUUUUAAAAGAUUUCCAGAAAAUGAUGGGACAUUUUAAAAUUCCACCAUUAUAAACAAAUUGAGAUUGCACCUGAUCAAUGUAAAUUGACAAAUAUUCAGAACACAUUUUAAUAUCUUUCAUUUAACAUUUUUUAAUUUGGCAGUGUUUGACUUCCCCCUUCAUACUGUGUAUUUGUAUCUUCUGUUCUGUUUCUUUCUGUAUGAAUAAUGUCAUAAUAGUAUGAAAACAGUUUUGAAUAGAAUUGAUUAAUAAACUGCAGCAGCAUAUCCCUGAA
Molecule: messenger RNA, 2738 nt
Organism: Conger conger (European conger)
Lineage: Eukaryota; Metazoa; Chordata; Actinopteri; Anguilliformes; Congridae
Product: E3 ubiquitin/ISG15 ligase TRIM25-like
Exons: 5
Coding region: 142-1746 (534 amino acids)
Molecular function (GO): protein binding; zinc ion binding
Source: RefSeq, a predicted model, not a curated record